Messenger RNA from Anopheles moucheti, 4344 nucleotides. RefSeq names its product serine/threonine-protein kinase ULK2 (gene Atg1). The record is from RefSeq and is a predicted model, not a curated record. NCBI's taxonomy places the organism in Eukaryota, Metazoa, Arthropoda, Insecta, Diptera, Culicidae. Gene Ontology annotation, molecular function: protein serine/threonine kinase activity; ATP binding. Gene Ontology annotation, cellular component: autophagosome; cytoplasm. The transcript has 15 exons. Bases 1376 to 3895 code for a protein of 839 amino acids. Gene Ontology annotation, biological process: autophagy; axon extension; positive regulation of autophagy.
GAAACGCUCCAGGUUUUCCAUUGCGGGUGCGGGAAAAACGCAACGACUGUCCCGUAAUUAUCGCAGAAAACACCUUCGAUAGCAGUGCGUGCAGCAAACUUGUGAUUGUGAUAGCCUCAAAACAAAUGCCCCAGCCAGUGUCAUCCAAGCAGCAGCUGCUGGGCUGAAGUGAAAAUUUCGUUCUAUACCCACUGCCCGUGGCACAACAGAGAAGGAAAAGUGUAGGAAAAUCUUUCCGUCUGGAAGUACCGUGCGUUGCAAAUGAGGUGUGUAUGUGCCCUUUUUGUGCCAAGGGGAAAAAUAGUGUGACGUACGGGUGUGGAUGCGAAUAAUUUGCCUACCGAAAACUACGCCAUUAGUGCUGUUUCCUCCUUGCGUACAUCGCAAAACACGGAAGCGCGAGUUGGUAGUAGCAGGCAGGUAAGAUAAAGGAAAAAAAGUUUAAACCCGGAGCAACCUGCGCGAAACAACGAGGCAAGCAUUGAGAAAGAUACCAGAUUGCAGCAGCGUAAAACCACAAUAAUAACAACAAAGUAGUGCAAUCUUCUAAGAAAAAAGGAAUAUAACAAAUACUAAGCACUGUAAAAUCACGUACAAAACCAGUGUGUGAGAGAGGGAGAGAGUGUGCGAGAAAAACAGGAAAGCAAGAACAUUCACACACCGUUGUUUCUAUUGAUUUCAUGAGGUGAAUUUGGAGCAGAAAUGUCAAUCGGAAAAUUUUGCACCAAAAGAAAGUGAAGAAAAAGUGUUUAUUUUGCAACUCCUUCCUAUCGCACUUCGUUUGUAUGACGCCCUUGCGUAGGAGGUUUGUGAAGUUGAUUGAAGUAGAAAUAAAAACGUGUGAACAAGUGCUAAUUCCAACAAGUCAGCAAAGUGUAGUGUUCCACCUAUGUAAAUACAAGCAGUGUAGUGUGUGAUUUAACGAGAGUGUUAUUGACGGAAGUGCGAAUAUCCUUAUGCGGUGUUAUCCUUGCCGGGAUACGUUUACCCCGGUAGUAUCUUUGUGUUGGUGUGCGUAUGUGAUAAAGGAUUGAUUCAUCAUCAUCGCCAGAAAGCAGGAGAGAAUUUCUGCACCAAUCCAAGCAACACCACCAAAAACAACAAACGCACGCGUUUUGCAAUAGAAGAGAAGGUUUUAUGCUUCCGUUGCUCCCGAGCGCCGCGGUAUCGAUAAAAAGUGCUGAUUUUUAGCAUAGAUUGUGAAAUUGCGUGCAAAACACCGAGUUCUCGCUCGGCAGGCCCCCCACAAAAGGGUGCUUCUUUCGUUCAUCUCCGCACGCCGGGAACAUCGUGGAGGGCUGGCGAAACGUGACGACGACGAGGACGCCGAAAAACUUGGUUGGUUUGUAGCGGAAUUGCCAAACCACCCAACAGGAUGGAAAUUGUUGGGAGUUUCGAGUACAACAGUAAAGAAAUCAUCGGCCAUGGCGCGUUUGCGGUCGUUUUCAAGGGCCGCCACCGUGAGGCACACUAUCCGGUGGCGAUCAAAAGCAUCACGAAGAAAAGCCUGGCCAAAUCGCAGAGUCUGCUCGGGAAGGAGAUAAAAAUCCUGCAGGAGCUCAGUGCCCUUAAGCACAAGAAUGUGGUUAAGCUGUUGGCCUGUACCGAGAAGGAUCAGAACGUGUUUCUGGUUAUGGAGUAUUGCAAUGGAGGCGAUCUGGCAGACUAUCUGGCAGUAAAAGGAACACUCAGCGAAGACACCAUACGGCUGUUCCUCGGUCAACUGGCAAACGCUAUGAAGGCACUGUAUCAAGCUGAUGUGGUGCAUCGAGAUUUAAAACCGCAAAAUAUUCUUCUGUCUCAUAGCUGCGGAAAAGGUUUACCCUUACCGUCGAAGAUUACGCUCAAGAUAGCCGACUUUGGGUUCGCCCGGUUUCUACAGGAUGGAAAUAUGGCAGCAACCCUGUGCGGCUCACCGAUGUAUAUGGCUCCUGAAGUGAUCAUGUCGCUGCAGUACGAUGCCAAGGCCGAUCUCUGGUCGCUGGGCACCAUCGUGUUUCAGUGUCUCACCGGGAAAGCACCAUUCCAAGCCCACACGCCCCAGGAGCUAAAAAUGUUCUACGAACGAAAUGCCAAUCUGGCCCCAAAGAUUCCAUCUGGUACUUCCAAGGAGCUAACAGACUUACUCAUGGGGCUACUGCGGCGCAAUGCCAAGGAGCGCAUGAACUUUGACACUUUUUUCAAUCAUCCCUUCCUGCAGCGUGCCGAAACACCGCAAGGUCCAAACGAUCCCACGCAACUACCCGGAUCGAACAUGGCUCCGUUCGGGGCGACGGGUAAGGUCAGCAGUCCACAUCAGAAAACAGCACCAAUUACACUCCAACAGCAUCAGCAGAAACUUCACCACCAUCACCAUCAUCAGCAGCAUCAACCGGGUCAGCAGACGGCGCAACAUCACGACCAUCAGCACCAUGCGCAACAGCAAAAGCAGCAGCAACUGCAACAGCAGAAGCAACACCACUUGCAAGAGCUGGCAAAGAAGCAGACGGUUGAAAAUAAUAACGUGCCGCUCGCUGAAAUUGACGACAGUGUGGCAACGAUUAGUGCAAACAAUACAUCCAACAGUAGUCCGGAAGAGUCGGAUGAUUUUGUCCUAGUUCCGAACAAUAUACCGGUCGAUCCCGGCCAUGGUGGUAGCUAUGACAAGAGCAAACCAACUCGAGUGCCUCAACCGAUGUCCCAAGCUCAGGCGAGUCCUCCUCGACCCAGCACGUUACCGAUCUCAGAACCGAAACCCGUCCCUACGGCUGCAAGAAAGGCGUCUCGUCCUCAGGCGCAAACACCUCCAAAGAACAAUUCAAUACCUCGAUCGGAACCAAUCAAUAUGAAACGGUCGGAGAAUCGAGGUAGCAACUGUGAUAUCAGAUCGAUUUCACCACCGGCCGUACAGUUUGCCAUCGGGACGCCACCUUCAUGCGGACGCCGAAGAUCGACCUCCGGUGGUUCGCUGUCGGAAACACCACCACCACCGAGCUGCUGGACUGUAAGUCCGGGUUCGCAUCAUUCGCCGUUGCGCCGUUCCGGCACUAGCUCACCCGUGAUGAACAAUGCACUGUCGAAACUGCCCGCCCUGGGCAGCCCUACCACGUUGAUGGGAGGAAUGGAGAACAAUAACCAACACUAUCAUCACGGUCAUCCACUGACGGGACGAGCUUUCACGCUGCCUGAGCUGGGCGCCGCCGUAGGACUUCAGAGCUAUUUGGACGAUCACACCAUCGAUGAUCAUCCGAUCAAUUUCCACGCACCUGAGUUACAUGCGGAAACAUUGCUAGACCGGGAUCAUAAUGAAACGCUGGCCAAGCUGAACUUUGUCGUUGCACUGACGGACUGCAUACUGGAAGUGGCCGAUUCUCGCUGCGCACCGUUGUCCUCGAUGAUGCUAGCCGAUGCACAACCGGUACCACCUCAUCAGCCAGAACAUUGCAAGCGUGCGGAGCGCUUGGUGCUGUUGGUGCGAGCGCUCCAUCUGCUGUCGGCCGGAAUGAAUCUAGCGUCGGCACAAAUACGUGCCGGUAAUCUAAAGCCUUCCAACAGUGUGAAAAACGUGUUGACCACCAUGCACGCCAAGUAUCGUUCGACGUUGAUUGAAUCGAAAAAAUUGAACAGUGCCGGUCUGUUGCAGAGAGCUAAUGCGAGCAAUAUUACAGCUGACAAAAUAAUCUUCGAAUUCGCACUACAAAUGUGUCAAAUGGCAGCCGUGGAUGAACUAUUCAACAAACCUGCGGAAUGUUUCCCGCGGUAUCAGUCGGCCCAAAUUUUACUCCACUGGUUAGCGCAGAAAUCCAAACAUCCGCAGGAUAAGAUAUUACUUUCGAACUAUAAAGAGGCGGUCGAAAAGCGGCUUUAUAUCCUGAAAGGACAAGGCUACAUCUACACCACCGAUGAGCUAUCCUGAAUACUCCCUUGUGAGUAGUGUGUAAGCAACGUGUACUGUUGACGAGGGAGGAUACCUUAUUCUCGGAUACUCUGAUUAUAUUUUUUUGUGAUUUGUCUUUAUUUUGCAUUAAGAACUCCUGGAUACAAAUAAUCGGAUAAGUUGAAUCCCAUUGAAUGGGUAUUAUUCGCAAUCAGGCAUGUACAUGCCAACAUACACAACAUAUUGGUUUACUGAAUAUUCACCGGUAAUGGAACCCUUCCAAUUCUACCACACAAAAUUGGUACAGGAAUGCAUAUAUUUUGAGUAAUCAAAAAAAAGGUUAUGUUUCAGAUUCAUUUGAAAGCCAAUAGAAGCAAAAUAGAUGCAACUGAGCGUUCGAAAUGUGUGUAUUAUGUGCAAAUUCAAAAGUGUAGUGUAUUGUAAAUAACAGUGAAGCGUUUUCGAAACGUUUAACAAAAGGAAGCGAG